Messenger RNA from Aspergillus melleus, 1881 nucleotides. Its product is annotated as putative sucrose transporter. Gene Ontology annotation, molecular function: sucrose:proton symporter activity. The record is from RefSeq and is a predicted model, not a curated record. Bases 1 to 1881 code for a protein of 626 amino acids. Gene Ontology annotation, cellular component: membrane. NCBI's taxonomy places the organism in Eukaryota, Fungi, Ascomycota, Eurotiomycetes, Eurotiales, Aspergillaceae. The transcript has 4 exons.
AUGACAGACACACAUGACCGUUCAGCAAAUGAGACGUCCCCACUUGUGGGACCGGGACGUGGGCCUAACGAUGAUCCAGUUCCCCAGAUAUCAGACCUUGGGGGACACUAUACGUCCGGGACGGAGGAUGCAGAUGAUAUCUCGAAAACAAAAAGCAGCUGGUAUCUGUUUUUGUUGACAUUAAGCAUUGGCGGUUUACAAAUAGUGUGGGCUGUUGAGCUCUCGAAUGGUUCACCCUACCUCCUAUCAUUGGGAAUGAGUAAAGCAUUGCUUGCAUUCGUAUGGAUCGCAGGUCCUCUAUCCGGUACGCUGGUGCAGCCCUAUAUUGGUAUCUGCAGCGAUAAUUGCCGGGUAUCAUGGGGCAAACGGAAACCAUUCAUGGUCUUCGGCGGAAUCGCCACGGUCGUGGCUCUGCUGGCUCUUGCAUGGGUGCAAGAGAUUGUGGGCGGCUUUCUCGGAAUCUUUGGCGUUGACCCAGCCUCCACGGGCACUCGGACAAUGAUCAUCAUUCUGGCGACUAUCUUGAUGUAUUGCUUGGAUUUUGCUAUAAACACAGUUCAAGCAGGCAUUCGGUGCUUCAUAGUCGAUAAUGCACCCGCCCAUCAACAGGAAUCGGCAAAUGCCUGGGCUUCCCGAGUUACUGGCGUGGGAAAUAUCCUGGGAUACAUAUUUGGAUAUAUCGAGCUCCCAAAAUAUUUCCCGUUCUUCGGCAACACCCAGUUCAAAGUGUUGUGCGCGCUCGCGUCUAUUUCACUCACCAUCACGUUAUUGAUCAGCUGCUCAUAUAUCAAGGAGCGAGACCCGAGAUUAGACUCGCCAUCGUCAGCCGGAAACCCUGGGAUCGUUGCCUUUUUCAGGCAGGUCUUCAAGUCGAUUAAGAACCUACCACCGCAGAUAGCCAAAGUCUGCGAAGUCCAGCUGGCUGCAUGGGUCGGCUGGUUCCCCUUUCUCUUCUAUGCCACGACAUACAUUGGACAGCUUUACGUGAACCCUAUCUUCGAGGAGCACCCGGAUCUUUCUGAUCGAGAUAUCAACGACGCAUGGGAGGAGGCCACUCGAAUUGGAACAUUUGCGCUUCUGGUCUAUGCGAUCAUCUCCUUUGUGGCUAACAUAGCCCUGCCACUACUUGUCGUUCCCACCUACGAUCCCGUGGUCCUUGCUCAAGGCGGUUCUACGGAUGACGAGCAAACUUUCCUGAGCGACAGAAGAAGGUCAUUUUCUAGUAUCCCGAGUGAGGGUGGCCUCGAGACCUCGGCCAAUCUGGCAGGCCGCAAGAGAUAUGGCACUACCGCAGGACCGACAUGGCUGUCAAAGUUACAGAUCCCUGGCUUCACUCUCCGCCGAGCUUGGCUUCUGUCGCAUGUACUAUUCGCCCUUUGCAUGCUCAGUACGUUCUUCGUGUAUAACUACCAAGCCGCUACGGUGAUCAUUGGGUUAGUUGGAAUCUGCUGGGCAGUGACGCUUUGGGCACCCUUUGCCCUAAUCUCUGCGGAGGUGGCACGCAUUGAUGCGGAACGUCGGAUCAAGCGUCAACGCUUGGAGAUGGGCGAUAGCGUGGAAGCUCACAGCACUCAUGCUUCAUUUGAUCGAGAGGUCACUGAUGAUGAUCUGGAGACUGGCUCGACGUCAACUCCUCUGAAAGCAGAAGCAGCGGAUGAAAAUCUGGCGCAGGCGGGUAUCAUAUUGGGGCUGCAUAAUGUAGCCGUUUGCGCACCUCAGAUCCUGUCGAGUCUGGUCUGCAGUGCCAUUUUCAAGAUGGCUCAGAAGCCCAGAGGCGAGCCGUGGGAUGACAGCGUUGGAUGGACGCUGAGGUUUGGCGGCUGUGCCACGGUGCUUGCGGCCUGGUUGACAAGUCGACUCGCCGACAAGCGUCGACAGUAG